AUGGCUUCCUCAUUUUCAUUACGUAAAGGAAUGAGUCGAAUUCUUGAUGGAAUAAUGAAAUACCGACAAACAUUACGACCACUAUUAUUAGAAGAAUUUCAAAAAGUAGCAACAGGACCUUCGCCCGAGGGUCUUCUUUUAACCUGUGUUGACAGCCGUGUUGUUGCAUCUCGUAUAACUCAAGCUGUACCUGGUCAACUAUUUAUAGUUCGAAAUCCUGGUAACUUAGUUCCAAAUCAUAAUUGUUUUCGAAAUAAUGUAACAGUCGGAGGUGAAUGUGGUGCUCUUGAACUGGCUUGCUCAAUAAAUAAAGCUCAAGUUAUUGUUGUUAUUGGCCAUUCUGAUUGUAAAGCAAUGAAUUUACUUUAUUCAAUUCGCGAUGAUUUAAAAUCACCAUCGAAAGGUCCACUUGAAGAUUGGCUUAGAGUUCAUGGGCGAGGUACAAUUGAACAAUUCAAAAAACUUGAAAGUUCCACUGGUUUCGAACGGAAACUUAUAUUUGCUGGUGCACAACAUUAUGAAGAUGAUUUUGAAGCUUAUAUUGAUCCAUAUAAUCAAUUCAAGCCUUCAGAUAAAUUUUCUCAAGUAAAUACAUUAGAACAAUUGAAAAAUUUUCUUUCGUAUCCAUUUUUAAAGGAACGACUCAAUCGGAAUGAGUUAGAAGUGCAUGCACUUUGGACAGAUAUAUCCAAAGGCGAAGUUUAUAUGUUUUCUUUUCAAGAAAAAACUUUUGUUAAAAUUGAUGAAACUUCAUAUAAAACACUUACUCUCGAAUGUAUUUAG
Molecule: messenger RNA, 783 nt
Organism: Rotaria socialis
Lineage: Eukaryota; Metazoa; Rotifera; Eurotatoria; Philodinida; Philodinidae
Source: the annotation of a GenBank genome assembly